GUCAGUCAGCGCGGCGGCGGCGGGACGCGGUGAGGGGAGUACGCGCGGUAACGGAGCCGGAGCGCGGCCGGGAGGAGCGGCGAGGGAAGACGCGAGGGGGGGGGAAAGAGAAGGAAAAAGAAAAAAAAAAAAAAGAGAAUUAGGGGAAGAGAAUUAAAAAUUAAAAUAUAAAAGAAGCCACCUGCGUUUCCUCUGACCGGUAGGAAGAAGGUAUUUCGCGAGCGGCGCGCUGUGCCCCUCCGCCGGCUGCGAUGCUGCUAGCCGCCCUGCUGCCCUGGACGCUGGUGUUGCUCGGAGCCGCAGCCUCUCUACAAGUGGACAUUGUUCCAAGCCAGGGGGAGAUCAGUGUUGGAGAAUCUAAGUUCUUCUUAUGUCAAGUGGCAGGGGAGGCCAAAUACAAAGACAUUUCCUGGUUUUCUCCUAAUGGUGAGAAGCUGACGCCGAACCAGCAGCGCAUCUCAGUGGUGCGAAACGAUGACUUCUCCUCCACCCUCACCAUCUACAACGCCAACAUCGAUGAUGCUGGCAUCUAUAAAUGUGUUGUCAGUAGCGUGGAGGAGGGAGACUCCGAGGCCACCGUCAAUGUGAAAAUUUUCCAAAAGCUGAUGUUCAAGAAUGCUCCUACUCCGCAGGAAUUCAAGGAAGGGGAUGAUGCUGUGAUUGUGUGUGAUGUGGUCAGCUCACUGCCUCCUACCAUCAUCUGGAAACACAAAGGCAGGGAUGUUAUCCUAAAAAAAGAUGUUCGAUUUAUAGUCCUGUCCAACAACUACCUGCAGAUUCGGGGAAUCAAAAAAACGGAUGAAGGGAUAUACCGCUGCGAGGGCCGGAUCCUGGCUCGUGGAGAGAUCAACUUCAAAGACAUUCAGGUCAUCGUCAACGUACCUCCUUCUGUGCGCGCCAGACAGAGCACUAUGAAUGCCACCGCCAACCUCAGCCAGUCUGUCACCUUAGCGUGUGAUGCUGAUGGCUUUCCUGAGCCAACCAUGACGUGGACAAAGGAUGGAGAGCCCAUAGAAGAGGUCGAUGAUGAAGAGAAAUACAGUUUUAACUACGAUGGGUCUGAGCUCAUCAUCAAGAAGGUGGAUAAGAGUGACGAAGCAGAAUACGUCUGCAUUGCUGAGAACAAGGCUGGCGAGCAGGAUGCCACCAUUCAUCUCAAAGUCUUUGCAAAACCCAAAAUCACCUAUGUGGAGAAUAAAACAGCCAUGGAGCUGGAGGAUCAGAUAACGCUGACCUGUGAGGCUUCUGGGGACCCAAUCCCUUCCAUCACUUGGAGAACUUCCACCCGGAACAUCAGCAAUGAAGAGAAGGCUUCAUGGACCCGGCCCGAGAAACAAGAGACCCUGGAUGGGCGCAUCAUAGUACGUAGCCAUGCCCGGGUGUCGUCCCUGACUCUCAAAGAAAUUCAGUACACAGAUGCCGGAGAAUAUGUAUGCACAGCCAGCAACACCAUCGGGCAGGACUCCCAGGCCAUGUAUCUUGAAGUGCAGUAUGCCCCCAAGCUUCAGGGCCCUGUGGCUGUCUAUACCUGGGAGGGGAAUCAAGUGAACAUCACCUGUGAGGUAUUUGCUUACCCCAGUGCUGUCAUCUCCUGGUUCCGGGAUGGACAGCUGCUUCCUAGCUCAAACUACAGCAACAUCAAGAUCUACAACACUCCAUCAGCAAGCUAUCUGGAGGUGACACCAGACUCUGAAAAUGACUUUGGGAACUAUAACUGCACUGCUGUGAACCGCAUUGGCCAGGAGUCCUCAGAGUUCAUUCUUGUGCAGGCAGAUACUCCGUCCUCUCCUUCCAUUGACAGAGUGGAGCCCUAUUCCAGUACUGCCCAGGUGGAGUUCGAUGAGCCUGAAGCUACCGGCGGGGUGCCCAUCCUCAAGUACAAAGCGGAGUGGAGGGCACUGGGCGAGGGGGAAUGGCACUCGAGGUUGUAUGAUGCCGAGGAAGCAAAUGUGGAGGGCAUGAUCACUAUCACUGGCCUGAAACCUGAAACAACCUACUCUGUGAGACUGUCUGCGGUCAAUGGCAAGGGCGUGGGUGAGAUCAGCCUGCCAUCCGACUUCAAGACACAACCAGUUCGCAUCCCUCACUCACGGGAACCCAGCGCGCCCAAACUGGAAGGUCAGAUGGGAGAAGACGGAAACUCCAUUAAAGUGAAUGUUAUCAAGCAGGAUGAUGGUGGCUCCCCAAUAAGACAUUAUCUGAUCAAAUACAAAGCUAAGCAUUCCUCAGAAUGGAAACCAGAGAUCAGACUCCCGUCUGGCAGUGACCACGUCAUGCUCAAGUCCCUGGACUGGAAUGCGGAGUAUGAGGUUUAUGUGAUAGCUGAAAACCAGCAAGGGAAGUCCAAACCAGCUCACUAUGCUUUCCGAACUUCUGCUCAGCCUACUGUCAUCCCAGCCAGCACUAGCCCUACAUCAGGCCUGGGGACUGCUGCCAUCGUAGGCAUUCUCAUCGUUAUCUUCGUGCUGCUCCUGGUGGCUGUGGACGUCACCUGCUACUUCCUGAACAAGUGUGGCUUGCUGAUGUGCAUUGCUGUCAACUUAUGCGGCAAAUCCGGCCCAGGAGCCAAAGGCAAAGACAUGGAGGAAGGCAAAGCCGCCUUCUCGAAGGACGAGUCCAAGGAGCCUAUUGUGGAGGUGCGGACUGAAGAGGAGCGGACCCCCAACCACGAUGGGGGAAAACACACAGAGCCCAAUGAGACCACCCCACUGACAGAGCCAGAGCACCCUGCCGAUACCGCAGCCACUGUUGAGGACAUGCUGCCUUCUGUAACUACGGGCACCACUAACUCUGACACUAUCACUGAAACCUUUGCCACUGCUCAGAACAGCCCCACCAGCGAGACCACCACGCUGACCUCCAGUAUUGCCCUGCCAGCCACGGCCAUUCCUGACUCAAACGCCAUGUCACCUGGCCAGGCUACUCCAGCCAAAGGGGCAGCCACCUCAGUCUCUUCACCACCACCCUCCUCCACCCCCAAAGUGGCCCCCCUUGUUGAUCUCAGCGAUACCCCAAGCUCUGCUCCAGCUACUAAUAAUUUGUCUUCAAGUGUCCUGUCCAACCAAGGUGCAGUGCUCAGCCCCAGCGCUGUUGCUAACGUGGCCGAGACCUCCAAAGUGGCAGCUGGUAACAAGCCGGCUGCCCCAAGCCCUGCAAACCUCACUAGUCCUCCAGCUCCGUCAGAGCCCAAGCAGGAGGUCUCCAGCACCAAGAGCCCUGAAAAGGAGCCUGUGCAGCCCAGCACAGUGAAGAGCCCAACAGAGACAACCAAGAACCCAAGCAAUGUGAAGAGUGAGGCUGCUUCAGGCAGCACCACAAACCCCUCCCAGAAUGAGGACUUUAAAAUGGACGAAGGGACCUUCAAGACACCAGACAUUGAUCUUGCAAAGGAUGUUUUUGCAGCUCUUGGCACUACCACUCCUGCCAGUGUGACUAGCGGGCAAGCUCGCGAGCUUGCUUCUUCCACUGCAGACAGCUCUGUACCUGCUGCACCUGCAAAGACCGAGAAAAUCCCAGUAGAAGACAAAUCUGAAGUGCAAGCAACGGGAGCUAAGACACCUCCAGCAGAAGUCAAGACGGUCCCCAAUGAAGCCACACAAACAAAUGAAAAUGAGAGCAAAGCAUGAUCAGCGACAGAUGAAAGCAAAUGACAGAACAACUUCACCCAAGCAUAUAAAACACAAAACACAACACACAUCUCAUUCCUCUAGUGUCUGUUGCCUUUUUUUAAAAAAAAACAAACAAAACAGAAAAUGCAUAAAUGGGGGGCGGGGGGGAAUCUCUCUCUUUUUCUUUUCUUCUCUUUUCUUUACUUUUUUUUUUUUAAAAAAAAGAUUUCUAGAAAGGUUCUAUUUGUUGUGCACUUGCUUUUAAAAAGUAAUACAUUUUAAAAACAGGGUUAAACCCGUAACCAAAUCAGGGCUUAGCUGACCCUGUGUAUAUUCAAAUAAGCAAAAUUGCAAAUACCAUUUGCAGCGUGGUUGGGAAGCUCAAAAUCAACUAGUCCUAGACAUUAAAAAAAAAAAAAAAAAAAAGACAAAAAAAAAAGAAAAGACCCUGUUCUUUCCUUCGUUAGUAUAGCAGAUAUAACCACUGUACCUCUUGGUACGGCUGGUACUUAAUGAACAAAGUCCACAAUUUAUUUUUAUACUUUUCAUCGAGUUUGAAAUAUGUAAAGCCUCAUAAAUAAGUUAUAAUUUCUGUUCACCUUGUAUUUGUUCAGUAUGCAAAGUGUCUUGAGCUCUUUGUGACUGAAUUCUGUUCUCCACGUUAGACAUUUAUUUGGGUUUAAUUAUCGGGUUUUAGGAAGAAUGCCAAAAUUGCAGCUUCGGGGAUGUAUUUCAAUUUGCAGUAUUCAGACUCUAUAUUUCUUUAAAUUUUAUGUUAAUUUUUGCCAACUUUUGUUCUUUCCAGUGUUUACAAUUGACAAAUAUUUUUUUUAACUUUUGUUGUGUUUAAAUGUAUGUGUAAAAUAGCUGCCUUUUUUUUUUUUAAGUAAAUACAGUCUAUAGAUACUAGGUUAGCAGCAUGCUUGCUUUGCAAAGGGAGACAUUUUAAAACAUGGAUGUUUACAGUAGUUGUUUCCCCUUUAUCUUUUCUUAAUUAUUGUUAUUAUUAUUGUUAUUAUUAUUAUUAUUAUUAUUAUUAUUUCUUACUGGAGUAAGAAGAAAAGUGAUGCUGGGGUUUGGUUUGGGGUUUUUUGGGUGGGUGGGGGGGUAUUCAAACCACUUGUCACCAACCAAGGUCUUUAUCCAGCAAUCCACAGAAACACGUGCUUAACUUGGAACAGGAGAGUUGCUGGUGCGAGUCCUUCUAUACUUAAAUUUAGUAAGAGUUUAAGUCCCUUGCUGGACCUGGGCCUGACUGCAUAAGAGAAAUAUCAUCUCUGCUUUUUUAGGACAUUCUCCCCCUUUCCUUCAUGGAACCCUCCCAGAGCUUUGAGAAGCAGAAGGGAGAUUGUACAGGUAGGGCUGGCCUGGUCCCUCAUCUCAGAUGUUUGACUACAUCAAUUCCUCCUUAGUCCGUCAGGAAGUGCCGUUUCCUUUGACCCUAGAAAGCUGACUGAAAAGCAGAGACUUUUUGCACAAGGGUGCUUGGCAGCACGCAAGCCCCCCCCCCCCCCCCCCCCCCCCCCCCCGAAGCCAGCUCCCUGGGCAGCUGGGUGACCCUUGUGGGUCCCUUCCAGCUGAACCGUCCUGUCACCUCGCUUGUACCGAGUCACCCAGCUCUGCUCCGCAGAACCAAAACUGUGAAAUCAAGAGCAAGUGCUUGGAGAUCAGCGCCAGGGCUCCCCGUGCUUCACUUGUCCUGGUGCCGUGUCUUUAGCAGCUGGGUCAGGGGGUGACGUGGUGCGUGCGCCCUCAUUAUGGAGGGGGAGCUUAUCAGUGGCAUUUAUCGUUGAGAGUCACGGGGUAACACCGAGAUUUUGGGGUGAAAAGAAAGGAGGUUUGAGCAGAAGGAAGGCAGAGGUGUAUAGGGGAAGACCAGCCCAUUGUAUAGAGAUGUUCCUUCUGUUGGGGUUUUGGAUUUUUUUCUUUUUUUUUUUUUUUUUCCUUUUGUUUUCUUUUUUAUUCUACUUUAGAUCUGCAAGCUUGUGCACUGUGGAUGCGUGACUAUUUUAGUGUGAAAUGUGUUUUUUGUCAUAGUAUUGAAAUAAUAAAAGCUUCAACAUAGUUUGGAUGUGGAAGGUGUAGCGAUAGUUCAGAUUUGAAAAAAAAAAUAUUCAGGAAAAAAAAAAAAAAAAAAGAGAACAA
Falco peregrinus (peregrine falcon) is the source of this 5753-nucleotide messenger RNA. It is a transcript of the gene NCAM1, whose product is annotated as neural cell adhesion molecule 1. Gene Ontology annotation, cellular component: membrane. Gene Ontology annotation, molecular function: protein binding. The transcript is spliced from 21 exons. The record is from RefSeq and is a predicted model, not a curated record. Bases 252 to 3626 code for a protein of 1124 amino acids. Gene Ontology annotation, biological process: cell adhesion. Lineage: Eukaryota; Metazoa; Chordata; Aves; Falconiformes; Falconidae.